UUAGAAUCUCCAUACACGGUUGGACCGGCAGGAGCACCUCCUGUUCGAAUGCAGCCAUCAAGGAUGCCUACUUAGCGGCGGGCAAUUUCAAUGUAAUAAUGCUUGAUUGGAGUGCCAUAUCGAUGGACAUUAGCUAUGGACGCAUUAGCCGUCAAUUGUCAGAGAUCGCAAAAAAUUUGCUAGAAUUCACACAUUUCUUGCAUCGAGUAAGUGGUAUCCCCUACGAAACCAUUUAUUUGGUGGGUCAUAGCGCCGGCGCGCAUAUAGCUGGCCUAGCGGGCAAACAAUUGCGACCGCAACGUUACGGUGUCAUCUAUGCGCUCGACCCGGCCGGUCUCGUGCAGUUGCCGCUCGGCGAAGACAAACGUUUGGCACCGAACGAUGCCAUCUACACCGAAUCCAUACACACGGACAUCACGCUGCUGGGCAAUCCGAGCACGAAACUUACACAAGCAGCAUUCUUUGUCAAUUGGGGUCUAGGCCAGCCACACUGUCCGAAUGCGACGGCAGCUGAAUUUGAUUUCGCAUGCGAUCAUUUUGCGGCCUUGUAUUACUUUGCGGAAUCGUUGCGACAGCCACGCGCCUUUGGUGCCACACGGUGCAGACGAUGUUGCAGUGGUAGUAGCAGUCGUUUCAGCCAUAGUCGUAUUCUGCUGGACGAAUGGGAUUGUGGCUGCACAAAUGUUGCCAUGACAGGUGAAUGCCCGAUGACUGCGUUUAUGGGAGGUGAACCGGCUGUGCCAAAAAACGGCACCUUCUAUCUAAGCACACGUUCUAAGCCGCAGCCAUUUGGUUACGGCGAAACGGUGCGCAUUAAACGCGCUGGGCCGGCCAAAUUCUUGCACAGCAGCUUUUUGAGUAAUAAAAUCAUCGACAAUAUGUUGUCCAAAUGGCAACACACACUAACGGCGUACAAUUAAUGAGCAAAGUCAGUGGCAUGCAAUAGAUUGAUAGUGAUAUAUAUGCAACGUGAGUUUGUGUGGUAGCGUGAAGUUGUCAGUUAGUCGAGUUAACGCGCCACAGCCAGAAAUAUGAGUGGUUUGGUGGCAAAGAAAUCAUAUGUACAUAUACAUGUAUUAGGUUAUUUACAAGAAGAAAUACAAUUAACGGUGAAAAAAAUUACUAUUGAGAAUGGCACUUAAUAUGCCGAAUUAAAUUGUUUGUUUAUAAAUGAUAACAGAUUUUAAUUGCUACCACUUAAAAUGGUAUAAUUAUGUAAGUUGCAAUUCCACAUAAUUGAGGUUAUGCACGAG
This is a messenger RNA of Bactrocera oleae (olive fruit fly), 1253 nucleotides long. NCBI's taxonomy places the organism in Eukaryota, Metazoa, Arthropoda, Insecta, Diptera, Tephritidae. The record is from RefSeq and is a predicted model, not a curated record.